AAAAAACUACACGAAAGAGAACCCCCAUCGUCUCAACACACACACAAACAAAGAGAUGCGUUGCUGUGGAUUGGCACCAAUACCCACGCCCCUAUCCAUACCCGACCCGAAAACCCGCUUACAAUUAUCCUCCGCGUGCUUCUUCCCCGUCAAACUCGUAUCCUCGCCCCGGAGACCUCCUGGGUCGCUCAGGGCCAAGGCCAGGGCCACCAUCAACGAUGGGUUCGUGACGGAAGAGGCCGCCUCCGGGUUGAGCUUCUACGAGCUUCUGGGCAUACCCGAGUCCGGAUCCUUGGUGGAGAUCAAGCAGGCGUACAAGCAGCUCGCCCGGAAGUACCACCCGGACGUGUCGCCGCCCGGUCGGGUCGAUGAGUACACCAAGCGGUUUAUCCUGGUCCAGGAGGCCUACGAGAUCCUGUCGGAUCCCCGAAGGAGAGCUCUCUAUGAUCGAGACAUGGCCAAGGGUCUCCAGCUCGCGUUCUCGGCUCGAAGAUACUACGAGAGCGACGAGGGAAUGGAAGACAGGACCGAGUGGAAGAACCGUUGGGAAGCUCAGCUAUCAGAGCUAAAGAGAAAAAGCAUGAACAAGGAUGCAAGAGGAAAUUUGUCCUGGGGAGCUCGAAUGCGCAGUCGAAGGGAUGAAUUAGCCAACGAAUUAUAGAUAUAUAGGUUUCUUCUCUUCUGUUCUCUCUGUGUAUAUAUAUAUGUAAACCUUCCUUCUUACCUAAUGGAGCACUCGGUUGAUGCGUUUGUAGGGUUGAACUUUGACACUUCCCUUGUAUAAUUAACGGCCAUUCACUCCUUUUAGCUGCCUUUUUCUCUUGUAUA
This is a messenger RNA of Alnus glutinosa, 828 nucleotides long. Its product is annotated as chaperone protein dnaJ 20, chloroplastic-like. The coding region runs from base 56 to 661 and encodes 201 amino acids. NCBI's taxonomy places the organism in Eukaryota, Viridiplantae, Streptophyta, Magnoliopsida, Fagales, Betulaceae. The record is from RefSeq and is a predicted model, not a curated record. Gene Ontology annotation, cellular component: chloroplast. The transcript has 2 exons.